GCAAAGACGAAACACGGCAAUUUCUCAGGUUUGUUGCAUUAAUUACGGAUUUUGAAAAACCCAGACUGCUGUCACUUGACGUCCUAAAGAACAUUCCACGGGAAUAGAGUUUUUUUACUUUUUCUUUCGACAGCUACAUAACUCUACAUGCAACCAUAGUCUCAUCACUCAUCAUCUUCAACGGUCAAGAGUACGCCUCUUCACUACCAAUCAAGAGCUUCACAGCAUCGCUUCCCGAUCACACUGCAGCCGAUACGAAUCUUGACAGUUCUACAGAAGCAGGGCGCCAGGCCUGAAUCUAUCGACACUAUUCCCAUAAGAUGGAUACGCACUCCGGUACCACACCUGUUGGUGGGCUUGUAAGUUCAACAAUUCUCGAGAAGAUUGACAAGCUUUUCGCUUGCAAUGCUGGAGAAUAUGUCGAUCUACCUCAAUUAGUAGUUGUAGGGGAUCAAUCUAGUGGCAAGAGUUCAGUGCUCGAAGGGCUCACAGGUUUGCCCUUCCCUCGAGAUAGUGGGCUGUGUACCCGCUUUGCAACACAAAUCACGUUCCGCCGGUCAAGCGAAGAAAACAUAGUCGCAUCCAUUAUACCAGCCAAAAGUAGCCCCCAAGAGAGACAACAGAAGCUCCGAGAAUGGAGCACAAGUCCCAUGCAGUCACUUGACGCAGACUCAUUCCGCAAUAUCAUGGAACAGGUAACGAGUACUAUGGAAAUCGGAUCGAACAUGAUGUCUGGUCAGCGCACAUUUUCCGAAGAUGUACUGCGCCUAGAAGUGUCUGGACCGUCCCAGGAACACUUCAGUGUCAUAGAUGUCCCCGGUAUCUUCAAGCGGACAACACAAGGCAUGACCACAAAGGAAGAUAUCGCCUUGGUUGACCAGAUGGUACACGGCUACAUGUCUAACCCGAGGUCUGUCGUGUUGGUUGUUGUUCCUUGCAAUGUCGAUAUUGCUACCCAAGAGAUUCUCGAACGAGCGGAAGACCUCGAUACUGAAGGAAUCCGUACCUUGGGCGUUUUGACGAAGCCUGAUCUCAUCGAUCAGGGCGGUGAGGGUGCUGUUGUAGAUUUGCUAGAGGAACGGAAGCACCGCUUGCGCUUGGGUUGGCAUUUGGUGCGAAAUCCCGGGCAAUUUUUUUCCAAGACAACGCCUUGGAAAAGUUUAGAUAAGGAAAAGUUGGGAGUCCAAAAGCUCAGAGUCCGGUUACAGGCGAUACUCGAAGACCAUAUACGUCGGGAAUUCCCCAAGGUCCGGUCUGAACUCUCACAAAAGCUGAAGAUAGCUAUGAAGAGUUUACGCCAACUAGGCCCGAAACGCCAGACGCGCGAGGAACAGUUCCAGUACGUAGUUGAUGUUGCUAUUCGGUUCCAGAACCUUGUAUCGGACGCACUAGAAGCUGGAUAUAACCGAUCAGGUAUAUUCGGACGCAAUCCUACUCUUCGACUCGCCACCCAGGCGAUCAAUCGAGGAGAGGCCUUCGCCAAGGCCCUGGAAAGCCAUGGCCAUGUAUAUCGGUUUCAAACAAAGGGCUCAUCAAUACAGAAUGGGAUUCUGGAGCUUACCAUGCACGACUCCGCUGACGUCGAGGUACGGACAGUCAAGGACGAUCCAGACAUUGAAGACCUCACCCAUGAAAACACCUCGGUUUCAGCCCCACCUGGUGAUGAUAUCAUUGAGUGGAUCGAUGAAUUGUACCGCGAAUCCAGAGGUUUCGAACUUGGCACAUUUGACGCCAAAAUAUUGGGUGUGACAUUGAAAGAACAGGCAGCCAAUUGGGGCUAUCUCGCACAUGGAUAUAUCAGCGACAUGAUUGCCUUGGUACAUAACUUCAUUGUCGAAGUGCUGCAGCAGGUCGCACCUAGCCCUCGAGUCUCGGACGGGAUCAGGAGAUUGUUGCUGGAUGACUUAAAAAAGAUGUAUCGAGAUGCGAUUAACCACACGCAGUUCCUUCUCGACAUUGAGCUCCGUGGAACACCUGCUACAUACAAUCAUUACUUCAAUGAGAAUCUCCAGAAACGUCGAAAUGAACGUGUACGCGCGGGCUUAGUUUCGAAAAGCAUCACGGAUUGCAAGCACGGAACGGUGGUGCGUCUGGAUGACAUUGUCCAGAGCCACCCCCUAAGUAAUGCAAGACACACCACCCUUGAGAUCCAUGACAUACUGUGUUCUUACUACAAAGUCGCCAGAAAGCGAUUCAUUGACGCAGUCCGUAUGCAAGUCGCCGACUGCAUGCUUGUGACUGGAGAAACAACACCAUUAACUUUGCUAUCCGCCCAACUCGUUGCUCGCCUUGAUCACGAGACGUUGGAGGAUAUUGCUGGAGAGGAGUUGCAGACAAAGCAUGAACGCUCAAGACUUGAGAAAGAAAUUAUUUUGCUGACAGAAGGGAAGAAGAUUGUUGGUUGAGUGCUUAUAAAGCCGAUCAUCUAACUAACUAACUAGUUAGAGUACUUGGAGUGUGUAAAAUCAAGUCUGCCCUUCAUCUUGAAUUUACUCACUUCUCCCUUUC
Molecule: messenger RNA, 2508 nt
Organism: Exserohilum turcica Et28A
Lineage: Eukaryota; Fungi; Ascomycota; Dothideomycetes; Pleosporales; Pleosporaceae
Exons: 5
Coding region: 321-2405 (694 amino acids)
Cellular component (GO): membrane; cytoplasm; microtubule
Molecular function (GO): GTP binding; GTPase activity; microtubule binding
Source: RefSeq, a predicted model, not a curated record